ACAGCCAGUGACGUUCAGGGGUUCCUCCUGGCUCUGCGCUCAGAAAUCGCUCCUGACUCGGGGGACCAUAUGGGACACCACCAGGGGAUUGAACCCAGGUCCAUCUUAGGCUAGCUCAGGCAAGCCUUACCGCUUGCACCACCGCUUCCUCCUUCUUUCCUUUCCAUCUUGACCGUUUCCCUGAGGCUCCUCCAGCCUUGGGGCUGAGGGGUAAAGGCUUUUGGAAGAAUGGAGACCCCCAGCUCUCUGGACUCCUCUUCGUGCGAAGACUCCUCCCUGCCUGGAGAGGAGCCUUCUUCCUCUGCCCUCAGUCAGGCCUUGUCUCGGAUUUUGCACCAACUCGCCGUAGACCAGAACACCCGACGGACAAAGGCCAGCCAGGCAGCAGCACUGCAGGACCUCCGUGGGCUGAUCGAAGCCGCGGACUGUGAGGGGUUGUUCGGGUGCGAUGAUACCCUUCCUGGAGGGAUGCCCUCGUUGCUGGGGCGCUUGGCUAGAGCCCUGGAGAAGGCCGCGUCACCACCCAAGGAGCAAGAAGGCAGAGACGAGCAUUCUGGGCACCCUGAUGUGGCCGAGAGAGCUGUGGCCGUGGGGACAGUGUUUCUGCAGCUGCUGACGAAGGUGGAGGCUGCCAAGAACCACCCGACUUGCCCCAUGUGGGGCCCUGGCCUCGGCCACGUGGCCAGCUCUGCCUAUGUGUUCGCCGUCGCCCACUCUUCAGAGCACCCGUGGACCAGCCCUGGAUCUCGGGACAUGGCCCGGGAGGUGUUGGCACAGCUGCUGAGAGUGGCAGGCUGUGCUUCUGUGGCGGGGCUCCUCGUUGGAGAGAGGGAAGAUGAGAAUGGGAGGUUGAAGGCCAUUCUGGCGCUUCUCCAACCCGAACUGAACAAGGAAACCUGGAAGAAUAACCCUGCCACCAAGCACGUUUUCUCAUGGACUUUGCAGCAGGUCACUCGACCCUGGCUGAAUCAGUAUCUGGAAAAGGUUCUUCCUCCAUCCUUGCUCAUCUCAGAUGACUAUCGGACUGAGAACAAAAUCCUGGGAGUACAAUGCCUCCAUCAUAUUCUGCUUAAUGUGCCAGCAGCUGAUUUGCUCCAGUAUAAUAGGGCUCAGGUGGUAUACCAUGCCCUUUUCAAUCAUCUGUAUACUCCAGAGCACCAACUUAUUGAGGCCGUGCUUCUUUGUCUGCUGGAUAUAUUUCCCAUCCUGGAGAAAGGCCAGCAUUGGAAAGGAGGUACAGCUCGCCCCACCACACACUGUGAUGAGGUGCUACAGCUGGUCCUAACCCACAUGCAGCCAGAGCAUCGCCUACUUUUACGUAGGAUUUAUGCAAGAAGCCUACCAGCUUUCGUGAAGAGAUUGGGCAUCCUAACUGUCCGGCACUUGAAGAGGCUGGAGCAAGUUAUUAUUGGUUAUCUGGAAAUUUAUGAUGGACCAGAGGAGGAGGCUAGAUUGAAGAUACUGGAAACCCUAAAACUGCUUAUGCAGUAUACAUGGCCCAGAAUUUCCUGUAGAACUGUGACUUUAUUGAAGGCUCUCUUGAAACUGAUAUGUGAUGUAGCAAAGGACCCUAACCUCACGCCUGAGCCUGUGAAAAGCACCUUACUAGAGGCAGCCACAGAUUGUCUGGUUAUUCUGGACCACUGUUCUCAGGGACAAGUGAAGGGUCUCCUGGCUAAAAUUCCUCAAAGCUGUGAUGAUGGCAAGAUCAUGAGCUGUAUCAGAAUUGUUUUUGAAGAUACUCCCUACACUGGAACUUAAGAUUUGUAUUAUUUUUCUGAAGAGGACUUUCCUAUUCCAGUUGUAUAAAUAAAAUAUUUACAGUUA
This is a messenger RNA of Suncus etruscus (white-toothed pygmy shrew), 1827 nucleotides long. RefSeq names its product TELO2 interacting protein 2 (gene TTI2). Gene Ontology annotation, cellular component: centrosome; nucleoplasm; cytosol. NCBI's taxonomy places the organism in Eukaryota, Metazoa, Chordata, Mammalia, Eulipotyphla, Soricidae. The record is from RefSeq and is a predicted model, not a curated record. The coding region runs from base 229 to 1761 and encodes 510 amino acids. The transcript is spliced from 7 exons.